This is a messenger RNA of Manduca sexta (tobacco hornworm), 1997 nucleotides long. RefSeq names its product protein phosphatase 2C and cyclic nucleotide-binding/kinase domain-containing protein. The transcript is spliced from 10 exons. Bases 237 to 1925 code for a protein of 562 amino acids. The record is from RefSeq and is a predicted model, not a curated record. Lineage: Eukaryota; Metazoa; Arthropoda; Insecta; Lepidoptera; Sphingidae.
UACUGUGCGUGCCCACUCUUAGCAACGUUUUUAGUCUGUGGUGAAUAAUUCUCUUGCUUUCGGCGCAUAGAUUAUAGGUUUUUUCGCGAGUAACUCGAAAAUCAAAUUACAAAGAAUAUUUUUUGGACUAUUUUAUUGUAUAUUUAUUCUAAUUACAUAGAAAGAGAAUAUAACACCACUUUAGAUUACAUACUUAUUUAUUUCAUAUAAAGUAAAUAGAAACGUGAAUCAUCAUAAUGGCGAGCCGUGGUGGUGGAGGCAAAAAAGAAGCGGUAGUUAAGGACCCGGAGGAACAAAUGAGGAAGAAAUUUCGAGCAAAAUGUUUAUUCCGUGCAUUAGGACGGUUAGUGAUGGCCAAUGCGUACUGGCUUAUAGAAGCAGUGGAUCAUUAUGAAGGCGUGGAAGAUGUGAAACGAAGAGUCCAACAAGCUGUCCGUGGAAAGGCUAAAAAGAAACAACUACUCACGAUUACUGACAAAGCCCUUUUGAAUAAACCCGCAGACGAACGUACGGAACAAGAGAAAAAAUAUAUUUAUCGAAUUAUUGGCGGUCUUAAAUGUUUUAAGCGUUAUCCUAAUCAUGUGAAAAAGAAGCUAGCUGCCGUAACAUAUUUCAAAUAUUAUGGGCCGGGUCGCGCCAUAGUUCGUCAACAUCACGAGGCCCACGCUUUAUACUUUAUAGUCGCUGGUGACGUCAUUGUCAGCCAGAUGAUUUUCGAUGAGCUUUUACAGCAAUACGUGUCUAUCGAAGUAGGUUCUAUGCAUUCCGGAGAUAUGUUCGGGGAAGUUUCUUUAUUGCACAACAUACCCAGGACUGCCACAGUAACGACAGUCGGUCACUGCGAACUGUUGGCAUUAAUGAAAGAGGAUUUCAAGAACAUUCUGCAGGCCUCUGUGCAGAAACAGUGGGAUGAAGUUAUGCGGGCUAUGUCGGCCUUUACUUAUUUUGAUGCUCUUGACGAGGUGGCUCGUCGCGAAGGUUGUAUAGUCGCGAAGAUGAAAUCUUAUGAGCCAACGGAGACAUUGCUCGGAGACGGCGUGGGCAUCGCCAAUUUCGUCUACUUUAUACUGUCGGGCCGCUGUCAAAUGAUUGAGACGAUGCAAGUGAUCAUCACAAAGCAUUUGGGGCACAGCUUUUACAAGUUAUAUGAUCCUUACGUACCGAAAGAAGAAAGCGAACAAGACUUCGACACUAAAUAUUUUGGCGCUUACAAGAAUCUGAAAGACAGCAAAGAAAGCCACGGCUCAAUGUCUGGAGAGUUGUCAUCUCAGAUGAAAGAUAGCAUGACGAGGGAAACUUCUAAAGGUCGAGGCAGUAUUUUAAAGAUGCCAAGUUCUGUAAAGCAGAUGCGUCACUCUGGAAGUAUGAAGCGAGAAAGUGUGCAAAUAGUGGUGGAAAACGAUGACACUAAAAGAGCAAGUGCUGCAAGUACCGGCAGUCACGCAAUGGGGGAACGCUCUGGAUCCUUGAAGUCGCAGGUUUUGUUGCAUCCAUCAGAUCAGACUAGAGAAUCUGUCAGAUUAAGCGUGGUUCCCGAAGGACUUGGAGCCCAGCGCCCGCCAGCGAACCUCCAUACUUAUUUUAUGCAGGUGUGUCAAUUUAACCCCGGCUCGAGUUUUGGUUUUGGUGAGAACAUGCGCGACAGACGCAUCGUGGCGCUCACGCCGGUCGACUGCAUGCUGCUGCCGAAAAUAUGGUUGAUGCAGAGAAAUACAGCCAAUAUCUGGACACGUAUACAACACUAUCUGGAAAAAAAGAUUCCCACAAAGAAGCAGCUCUUUAAGAGUUUCACGGAGGAACGUCGCUGGCGCGAGUUCCGCGAUCAGGUAGUGGACGACGUGGUCGCGCGCUCCAACACCGUCAACUGGACCUCACUGCACGAUGUGCCUUACUCCAUCCGCAUGGACGAAAUGCUCGAUAUUUGAUUACAUAAAAAAAUAUAGUCAUUAAAUUUACAGCAAUUAAUGUUUUAAUGUAAAAAGACAAUAAAUUUUGUU